Ziziphus jujuba (common jujube) is the source of this 1495-nucleotide messenger RNA. RefSeq names its product cell division protein FtsY homolog, chloroplastic. The transcript has 12 exons. Gene Ontology annotation, molecular function: signal recognition particle binding; GTP binding; GTPase activity. Lineage: Eukaryota; Viridiplantae; Streptophyta; Magnoliopsida; Rosales; Rhamnaceae. The record is from RefSeq and is a predicted model, not a curated record. Gene Ontology annotation, biological process: SRP-dependent cotranslational protein targeting to membrane. Gene Ontology annotation, cellular component: membrane. The coding region runs from base 57 to 1148 and encodes 363 amino acids.
UAUCUGGUUUUUUUUCUUUUUCCUCAUUCACUCUCACAGCUCAGAGCUGAAGAAAAAUGGCUACGCCGUGUCCAUCUUUUCUCUCAACUCUCUCGCUCCGGUCCAAGCCUUCGCUUGCUCAACCGCACCGUCUCGUCUCGACCGGAUUAUCUAAGCCCCGGUUCACUUGCCGGGCCGGUCAGACCGGGUUCUUUACCCGGUUGGGCCGGCUGAUAAAGGAAAAAGCCAAGAGUGACGUGGACAAGCUCUUCUCGGGCUUCUCCAAGACACGUGACAAUCUCGCGGUCAUCGACGAGCUUCUACUCUACUGGAACCUCGCCGACACCGACCGCGUUCUCGACGAGCUCGAAGAGGCUCUGCUGGUAUCCGAUUUUGGGCCAAAAAUUACAAUUAAAAUUGUGGAAACCUUGCGGGAGGAUAUACUUUCUGGGAAGCUCAAAUCUGGAAGCGAAAUAAAGGAUGCGUUAAAGAAGAGCGUGCUGGAUUUAUUGAAUACGAAGGGCAAUAAAACUGAACUUCAACUUGGAUUCAGGAAACCAGCUGUUAUUAUGGUUGUUGGAGUAAAUGGAGGUGGCAAGACAACAUCUCUUGGGAAGCUGGCUCACAGAUUGAAGAGUGAAGGGGUGAAGGUAUUGAUGGCUGCAGGUGAUACAUUUCGAGCAGCUGCCAGUGACCAGCUGGAGAUAUGGGCUGAGAGGACUGGGUGUGAGAUUGUUGUUAGUGAAGGAGAGAAGGCUAAAGCAUCAUCAGUUCUUUCACAGGCGGUGAAGAGAGGAAAAGAACAAGGUUAUGAUGUUGUCUUAUGUGACACUUCUGGACGGCUUCACACUAAUUAUAGCUUGAUGGAAGAGUUGAUUGCUUGUAAGAAAGCUGUGGCCAAAGUUUUGCCAGGUGCUCCUAAUGAGAUUCUGCAAGUUCUGGAUGGUACAACUGGUUUAAACAUGCUUCCACAAGCAAGAGAGUUCAAUGAUGUUGUUGGAAUAACCGGUUUGAUAUUGACAAAACUUGAUGGUUCUGCUAGAGGUGGCUGUGUGGUGAGUGUAGUUGAUGAGCUUGGUAUCCCUGUGAAGUUUGUGGGUGUUGGUGAAGGUGUCGAAGACCUCCAACCCUUUGAUGCAGAGGCCUUUGUCGAUGCCAUAUUCUCAUAGAGCCAAAAGGUAAAAAAGAUAGCCAAGGCUGGUAAGUAAAACAGUUCAUACAGCAUAGAAGUAAUGCCCUGCAAGUGUGCGCUUUAUGCUGUGAACAAAUUUGUGAGUGCCUGCUUAAGUUGUAUUUGCUGCUAUUGAUGCAUGACUGGGUGCUUGGACUGCUUCAUCUUGCUGACUGAGAUCCUGAUGCCGGCGGAGUGAACAGUGAACAAUGAUCUCCUCUAAAAUACAGAAAUUUGUUCAUUAGUCUUUAGAAUGUAAUAUCAAUUCGUUAUUGUUUGUUUGAGACACAUAAAAUAUUAUAUCAUUUAGCAUCAGAAAGUGCAACUUCCCUAGCCGUUCUAAUA